Nematolebias whitei (Rio pearlfish) is the source of this 1449-nucleotide messenger RNA. It is a transcript of the gene mpzl1l, whose product is annotated as myelin protein zero-like 1 like. The transcript has 6 exons. The record is from RefSeq and is a predicted model, not a curated record. Bases 72 to 869 code for a protein of 265 amino acids. Gene Ontology annotation, cellular component: cell surface; focal adhesion; membrane. Lineage: Eukaryota; Metazoa; Chordata; Actinopteri; Cyprinodontiformes; Rivulidae.
GAAGAAGAGAAGACGGACGGGGAAAGGGGGAGAAAAAAAUCAUAGGAAUUACUCCUGUUUACAACAACAUAAUGGAGCCCAGAUGGCUGAAUAACGUUUGCAGCCGUAUUUUAUGGACUGGGUUUACGUUAUAUGUCGUUUUCGUCACCGAACCUACGUCUGCAAUCGAUAUCUACGUCGAUCCUGAGGUGGUAGUUCAGAACGGCACCAAAGGAGUCCUGCGGUGCACCUUCAAGUCCAGUGCGGUGGUCAGCACCUGGACCUCGGUGACCUGGAGCUUCCAGUCAAGUCAGCCCGACCAUCAGUUCUCCAAAGCUCCAUAUGUGAUUUACCAUUUUUCCAACGGGAAAGGAUUUCCAGGGGAGCACGAGUUCAAAGACCGGGUCCAGUUCAUCGGAGACAUCAACAAGAAGGACGUGUCCAUCCAGCUGAACCCGGCCCAGUUCAGCGACAACGGGACCUUCUUCUGUGACGUGAAGAACCCGCCGGACGUGAAGGGAACGCAGGCUCGGACCGAGCUCAGGGUGGUUCUGAAAGAGUCCUUUCCUCAGAGCCAAACUGCGGUUCUAAUCGGAGGAGUUUGUGGCGCUUUAAUCGUUCUCAUCAUCAUCGCCGUAGCUGCGUGCUUCGUCAUGCGGGUGCUCCACAACCGGCACGAGUACGAAGGAUGUACGACCCUGGAGAGCGUGAGCUCUCAGGCUCCGCGGCCACAAAAGAAGGCGGAGUCCAGGCGGGAGGGCUCCACGUGUUCCAGUCCCUCGGGUCCAGUACAGGGCCCGGUGAUAUACGCCCAGUUGGACCACUCGGGCAGUAAAAGCUCUUUCCAUAAGAUGGAGCCGGUCGUCUACGCUGACAUUCGGAAAAACUGAAGACGGGGACCAAAAAAACUGCAAAACAAAAUAAUAAUAAUGAAAACACACUAAAAAAUAAAAAGUUCGAGACCUCUCUAUUAGCUGCUCUCGGGGAGGGAGGGAAGAGUUCACCAGGGACAAAAAAAAAAGGUGCCGUUUCUUUUUUUUCUGUUGUUUUUUUUUUUGUCCUCUGAACGCAUGAAGUGUUCUAUGAAAAUGUCUAAACGUGCUUUGCUGGUAUAAAAAAAACAAAACAAAAAGGCUCCGUUUUACACAAUAUAUGAGCCUUGAAAAGACAGUAAGUUUAUCGCCAUCAUUCCAGCUGUAACAAUAUAAUUUGUGAUCUGUGUGACGUCGUGCCCCGUCCUCACGCCCACGAGGUGAAACAAGCUAGCAGACUGUUGCACCGACUCCAAACCACGAGAGAAAACUCUAAAAUCUCUUCUUACGUCUUAAAACUGCAGACUUUUAAAACAAAACAUUCCUUUGUUUAGUUGCACACGUUUGCUUUAAUUUAAUUUCUAUCGACUGACCAAACAGCGAAGCUUUUACUAAAUAUAAAGUGAUUUGGUUUGUUUUGGUGGUGUGUCAAAGAUGG